This is a messenger RNA of Pyrus x bretschneideri (Chinese white pear), 817 nucleotides long. Its product is annotated as EG45-like domain containing protein. The coding region runs from base 200 to 625 and encodes 141 amino acids. The record is from RefSeq and is a predicted model, not a curated record. Lineage: Eukaryota; Viridiplantae; Streptophyta; Magnoliopsida; Rosales; Rosaceae. The transcript is spliced from 3 exons.
ACAUCCCGAGAGAUGCAUGCAAGUAUCUUUACUCUAGAAGAUAUUGAACUGUUUGACUUGAUUUUUCAACCUGCGAAUAAUCUCUACUCCUUCGCAGAACAUUUUUUUAGCAGUUGAACAUUUUGAAAUCUAGAGAGAGAGAGAGAGAGAGAGAGAGAGGAGCUCCAAUGCCUUUAUAUAUAGCCAUGCCCCAAAACGAAUGUAUAUGUUUUCUAACUUAGUUGUGAACAUGAGGCUCUUAGUCAUGUUAAUAGUGUUAAGCUUAUUCUGCAGAGACGUAAGGCUAGUCUCUGGUGAUAUCGGCACUGCAACUUCCUACGGUCCUCCUUACAUACCUACAAAGUGCUUUGGGAGUAGGCAAGACCAGUUCCCUCCGGGGAACCUGUUUGUGGCGGUGAGUGAAGGAUUGUGGGACAAUGGUGCUGCGUGUGGAAGGCGAUAUAGACUGAGGUGCCUGAGUGGACGUAAUAAACCCUGCAAGGGUGGUGCUACGGUGGACGUGAAGGUGGUUGAUCUUUGCAACAAAUCACCUUGCCCUUCUACCGUAGCAAUGUCAACUGAUGCUUUUGCAGCGAUCUCACACUCUCCUUCUACACGAAUCAACGUCGAAUAUGUCCAGAUAUGAAAUCAGCUGAACCAGAUAUAUGAUGACCACGUACAGCUGAGGAUAUUAUCAAUUAUACUGGCUUUGUAGUUCAUGUUGAACUCAAGUUUAUAAUGAUAAGAGAAACAUUGUAAUAUUAAUUUGAUACUACAUUUUCUUAGUUUGUCCAUUAGUCUUCAAUAAAAUGAUAUGCAGAGUUUUUUUUUUAUCAUA